UGCCUGCCUUCCCUCUUGUAAACCCUGGUGACAACAAAAUUUCGCCACAUUAAGGAGGAAGUCCCAGCCAUGGAUAUUACAGCACCAGACACCGCUAGGAAAAGCUCUGCUACCUUUUCCAUAGAGGUUCUGCAGUCAGACUUAAAUAAAGAUAUGGAUAACCCUGAUUUAGGCAUUCAUGUUUGUGAGGGGUGUGGGACCAACUUUGAGACAAGGCGAGGUCUCUCCAGUCACGCCCGAUCUCAUCUCCGGCAGCUGGGCGUGGCUGUGUCUGACAGCAGUGGAGCUCCAAUAGACCUCUUGUGCCAGCUAAUUAAAGAACGAGGUGGAACUCUACCCAAACUCAAAACUCAGCCCAGCACUGUUAAAAAGUCCAAACACAAAUCCCCCAGCAACAAAAAGAACACUGGGCCAAAACUAAAGAUUAAAAUAUCCAACCUUGUUAAGAAAAAAUAUGCCAUAUCCUCCUCUUCCUCAACUGCUGUGAAAGGAUCAGUCAAGUCUGGUCCACGUUCUUCGCCUAUGGCUGUAGUGAAACCUCGUAAAGCCUCGUCAAAGUUGACUGCAGUGUCCACACCAUCUUCAUUCUCGUCUCCCUCCAAGGCUGUUGAGUCCAGUCUCAGUGAUGCCAGUCCAUCUACUACCUCCUCACUGGCCAUUGCCAAGCCCCUCUGGGCCCCUCAGGAAACAGACGCUCCACUCAAUUUAACAACUAUGAUGAAUUCCAUAGCGAGGGAUGAUGUCCAUGUGUGUGAAUUGUGUGGAGCAUGGUACGAGACACGUAAAGGUCUCUCCAGUCAUGCCCGGGCCCAUCUGCGCCAGUUUGGGGUGAAUUUGGACUCAAAAGGUGCUCCCAUAGAGGUCCUCCAUAAAAUCAUUCAGAGUGAGGAGUUCCAGGAAAAGGCCACUGCCGGGCAACUGGAGGGGUUAUCCGUUUUUGAGGAUUAUACUUCACUCUCCUCUACUCCUUCCACCUCUUCUGCCAUCAGCAAACAUCCCUCUCUUUUCCCUGUCUCAUCUAAAGAACUGAUUUCCAUGAAUCCAACACCACCCCCAAAGAAAAAGCAGAAACUUUCUCCAGAUGUCUCGGAACUGUCACUUGGUAGAAAAACGGAACUGAAAUUGCCUACUCCAACCAAGAAGAAGAAAAGUUCACCAGAUGUUUCAGGGAGCAUGACCCUCAGCGGAAAAGCUGCAUUGAAAUUACCAUCUUCAACCAAAAAGCAGAAAACUACCCCAGAUGUUUUAGGGAGCAUGACCCUUGGUGGAAAAGCAGAAUUGAAAUCACCUACCCCAACCAAAAAGCAAAAAAGUUCACCGGAUGUCUCCGGGUGCAUGACCCUUAGUGCAAAAGCAGAACCAAAAUCGCCUACUCCAACCAAGAAGAAGAAAAGUUCACCAGAUGUUUCAGGGAGCAUGACCCUCAGCGUGAAAGCUGCAUCAAAAUUACCAUCUUCAACCAAAAAGCAGAACACUACCCCAGAUGAUUCCGAGUGCAUGAGCCUUGGUGGAAAAACAGAAUUGAAAUCAUCUACCACAACCAAAAAGCAGAAAAGUUCACCAGAUGAUUCAGGGAGCAUGACCCUUAGUGGAAAUGAAGAAAUUAAAUCACCCUCUCAAGGUGAAUCAUCGAAAGGUGUCAAAUGUGAGUUCUGUCACGAGAAGUUUAAGAAGAGUCAGAGCUUGGCCAGUCAUGCCCGCUACCACCUGCGACAGCUGGGCAUCACUGAGUGGACUGUCCGUGGGUCUCCAAUGGCCACUCUGCGAGAAGUGAUGACCCGCCGUGAUGCUCCUGCUGGUUCUCUCAAACCCCUGGGAUCACCUUCACUGCCCCCACCUGCAUCCACCUCUGUACCGUCCACUGUACCAUAUCUUCCCUCAUCUCCUAAACCCCUUACCCAGACGUCCUCUUCUCCUCCUGUUCCUCACAAAGUCCCGAAGGCCAGGAAAGGCAAUAGGACUGUGGUCCCAACACCAAAGGAUGAGCCUAUGGAAGUUGAUAUCUCUAUCUUAGAGUCUCACAAGCCACAAAGCACACCAACCAUCCCUUUACCAUCCCAGAAUGUGUCUAGUCCCACCACAGUUAAACCACUAGUGACUGCCCCUAAGCCCGAGCAGCAAGACUCCACUCAGUUUGUGUGCUGUGACUACUGUGGCGAGAUGUUUGAUACUCGUAAAGCCUUCUCCUGUCAUGCACGGGGUCACUUACGACAGCUUGGUGUAAAGUGGUCCUUGAAGGUGCCGCCAAUAAAAGCCCUAUAUGAGCUCAUGAAGAGGGAGGGCACUGAAAAGGCAUCAGCGGUCAAACCGGAACAUGGCGUUGGGGCAGCAGUACAGUGGAAAAGGCCAGCAUCCUCACCCUGCGCGGUUACUCCAUCACCUGAGAAAACUGCCUCAGACAACACGACUACAAGCUGUGAUGCCACCUGUGAACUAUGUGGUUUUGAUUUUGAAAAUCGAAAGGCACUGGCCAGCCAUGCAAGGGCCCAUCUUAGGCAGCAGGGAGUGGAUUGGAAAAUCAUUGGCUCACCUAUUGAAACCCUGACUGCCUGGAUGCAGAGUGAACCGGAGAAAGUAGCAGAGCUCCACAAACGCUACAUGCAGGGGCACCUGCCUUUUGUCAAGAAGGGCUCUAGAAGAAGCUCCUCUUCUCCAUACCCUUCCUCAGACUCUGAGGAUGUCCGUCUUGGUUCUCAGAAAGCUUCAUCAGCAGCUCGAGUCUCUGCAGUUCAGCCCCAGGUAUCCCAGCUCUCCAAAGGACCUAUGGGAGUGGCACCUGCUAGAGAGGGCAAAGCAGGGCUGAGCCACUCCUCCUCACCACAGCACAGGAAACGCCCCUCACAGGGUGAAGCUCCACUGUCUUCAGACAGCCUGAUUCAGACCACCACGGCCCGCAGUGAAUUUGCCGUUCGUUCACCUAGAGGCUCUGAACGGCGUUCUACUAAGCAUUCAUCCCACCGUGAGGGCAUAUCAGGGGAGACCGAACCUUCAAAGCCUUCUCGGGUAGGAAACAUUCCAUCCUUGGUGCCUAGACCACCAGAGACCAGCCUGGUAAAGCUGGUAGGGAAGGUGUACUCUCUCAAGUGCAGGUUCUGUGAGGAGGUUUUCGAAGGACCACUCUCCAUACAGGAGGACUGGGUCAUGCACUUACAGCAACACAUCCUCAAGCUCAAAAAGAAUUCAACCUCAUCACCCCAGUCGAGUGAAAGCAGGGGUCCCGUACAGUCUCCUCUCACCCACACAGAAGCACCACUUCUUAUCGGCCCACAGGCUAUGUAGAUGCUCUCUCUGCUGUGGUCUUUCUUUUCAUAAGUUUGAAAUUAUGCAGCUACACUACACUGACUCUUUCCUGCAGAUAUGCCUUUAUUUCCUAGACCAUAACUGUCAAUUGUAAUACUGUUUUGUUUUAAACUUUUAGCUAUUUUGUUUUUACUUUUAGAUGAAAAUGUUUGUACAGCACUACUGAAAGCGAUUAUGACCACAGCCUUUCCUAUCUGUCAAGUGUUUUCCAGUGAUUUAUCUGAAUGUAUUUGAAUGUUUAUAAUGUUAUCACAUUUUAGCUGGUAUUUUCUUGGUUAAAAAGAUUUCAAACCUGUUGUUUUGUACUGUAUGUAAGGAACGUUUGCAUUGGUGCUCAAGUUGAGUUUUUAAGAAGGUUUUAUUGUUUUAUGAACAAAUGAAUACAUGUUGACCAGGAUUUGGUUUUUGAUUUUAAAAUAGUAGAAUUUGGAAUAACAUUGCUCUUCACAUAAGUGAAAAAUGAUUUCAGAUUCUUCAGUGCCGACAAGUCCAAUCAAAUGGAUUACAUCAGAUUUAUGUAUGUAUUAAUGAAAAUUGUUUCAGGCUUUAUAUAAAUCAGGCUGUCUUUAAGAAACCAGCACUACAGAGAAGUCAAGCCAUGUCGUGUGAUCUCAACAUUAAAUUUCUUGUCUUGACUAAUGAAUUUUGGGGGUGUUUUUCCUAACAAUACUAGUUUAAUUAGUAGACAGCGGGCUUCCUGUUUUUUGACUGAUGACAGAUGGAGUUUUUGGGAAACCUGUAUGAAAACAGUCAUUGUUGCAAUUUCUUUUGGUGCUGCGAGUGGUGCAAAAAUGACACACUUCAACUUUUCAAAAUGUGGAAAUUGUAUGUUUGAGACUUAUCUUUUCACCAACUCCUUUGUCUCAGGCUUUGCCGAGAUUUUAAAGAGAGGCCGACUGAUAUAUCAAUUUUACCGAUUAAUUCAGUUGCUUUUUGCAACUAUCGGUUAUCGGCAAAAAUUAAUGCUGAUAAUAUUAUUACCCUUUGUGUUCCUCUGUGGCCAAAUACCUUUCAUCUGAUGAAUAGAUAGGCUAUAAUAAGCCUAAUUGGUGAAUUUUAAAUGAUAGGUUAUUGUAACUGAGCCAAGUCUCUGUCACCGUCACACUUUGUGGACUUAUUCAUGGUUAUUAAUAUGAAAUGUUAUAAAUAAAAGAAAGGCUUAUGAAGCAUAGAAAUUACUGAAGAUUUAUUUAUGUGACCUUUUUAUAAUUGUUGAGUUCAUGUUGAUUUUGAAAGUCUGUUUUUUAUAAUACCGGAAUAAAGGGCAGUUGAAGAUCAUUGAGGAUCUAUUGUUGAUGAAUUACUGCUCAAACAUUGUUUAUUAGCCCAUAUGAUAAUGUACAUUUUUAUAGUGUUUUUAUUGUUAUACAUUGUAGUUGAUUGUAAGAGUGCAUAUUUUGUUUCCCUUGUGUGAUCGUGUGAGCUGGAAAUACAGACAUUUUAAAAUAUGAGU
Messenger RNA from Xyrauchen texanus (razorback sucker), 4753 nucleotides. It is a transcript of the gene wiza, whose product is annotated as WIZ zinc finger a. Gene Ontology annotation, biological process: regulation of transcription by RNA polymerase II. Gene Ontology annotation, cellular component: nucleus. The transcript has 10 exons. Lineage: Eukaryota; Metazoa; Chordata; Actinopteri; Cypriniformes; Catostomidae. The record is from RefSeq and is a predicted model, not a curated record. The coding region runs from base 70 to 3279 and encodes 1069 amino acids. Gene Ontology annotation, molecular function: RNA polymerase II cis-regulatory region sequence-specific DNA binding; DNA-binding transcription factor activity, RNA polymerase II-specific.